UUUUGAACUUGCUCAUGUUUUCCCAAACAAUUAAAUUAUUUUAAAACGAAAUGAAUUCCGAAGUAGUAGGAGGUAGCGUUGCUUGCAAUAAAGUAUAGCUAUUCUAACAGAAAUAUAUGUACGUCUCUCUGGUUCUCGGAUGAGUCGUUCAAAAUGGCGCGAUUGACACAUUCAGUGGUUUUGGUGUCCUGCAUCUUUGUGACUUAUGCUUUUGCGAAUGGCAACAAUGACACGACUAGCCAGUCAACAGUAAUGUCGGACUGCAGCCAAGGUAACACGAAAGAGCUAGAUAGGGAAAAAGAUAUUGUGAAUGAUGCCGAUAACACUACUAACUCAGUUAUGGACCCCGACAUCGAAUCAGUGUUCAGACUUACUCAUCUUGCUCAAGUCAAAAACAAUCCAUGUCAAGAAGGAUAUUUUAGAGAUUGGUUGGGCAUGUGCCGAAAACUCGACACAAGAUAACCGUAUUUUCUUUUACAAGUAUUGUUAAUGUAUUUGUUACAUUAUGGUAUUGUUAACAUUAACACGAAUUAAAGUGAUUUUGUAAAUAUUGAACAAGGGUAGAAUCAAUCGACGUCAAAAACGUACAAGACCAUUAACGAUAACUGAGAGACUAUCAAAUUUUACAAACAGCUCUACAAAGUUCAAUAUACUGUUAUCAUUACAUACCUGUUGGAUAGUGUGGAUUUGUCUGUAUUUUGCAAGAAAAUAGAAUACAAAAUACAUUCCGUCCAAUUCCUCAUCUUCCUUUACAUCAUAAUAGUAAUCAUUUAUUAAUUUACGGGUUAAUGAAUUUAUUCAAAGCAAUAAAAACAUUGCCCUCUCCAUCCUGAAACACAGAUAAUAUGUGUAGGACGUUUCAAUCCCUAUAUCUCCCUGAUGCAUAAUGCAAUUACUAUGGACAUAGACAAAAAAUUAUGAAAAAUGUCUCACAAAUGUCUCAUAAAAACUAGUAAUGUAUAUGGUUUGUCUUUUUCUGACUGGCG
This is a messenger RNA of Acanthoscelides obtectus, 986 nucleotides long. NCBI's taxonomy places the organism in Eukaryota, Metazoa, Arthropoda, Insecta, Coleoptera, Chrysomelidae. The record is from the annotation of a GenBank genome assembly.